This is a messenger RNA of Fusarium sp. VM40, 2859 nucleotides long. NCBI's taxonomy places the organism in Eukaryota, Fungi, Ascomycota, Sordariomycetes, Hypocreales, Nectriaceae. The record is from the annotation of a GenBank genome assembly.
AUGGAUCUCGACAACAUCAGACACAGAUCGGUCAGCCAAACCUCACUUCACGGCACUUAUCAAACCAAUGGAAGGGUAGCCGACACUCCCAGAUUGCGGUCUCCAUCUCAACCACAUCUGCCUUUCCAGAGCUUGAACGAAACCUCUGCUCUCCUGCGCUCUCCUGGGCCUUUAGAGAGCAUGCUUAAAACAACCACAGAAACAGGAGAUCUCGGCGUCUAUUCUAUCAACCCCCCUCCAUCUCAAGGCGCAUGUCAUCGACCUCCAAGUUCAAGGCCCAGUCAUAGAAAGGUCAGACGAAACUCUCGACCUCAUCAUAAUGAUUUUAAGGAUAGGCCAGCACGGGACGACCGAAAAUCGCUGCCCUCAUACCGAGAUACCACUUCUGAAAUCAUCUCGCUAUAUGGCACCCCGACAGCUCCUUAUCAGAGAUCUUUCUCGCCUGCAUCGGAAGGCCAACGAAGCCACUCUUUAACGACAUGCAGCUCAAGGCGGUUUCCCUCCUUUAAGUCUUCUGGAACUUUUCACAGCCAACAAAGUAAUGGCGGUCUUCAGCGUCCUCGAUCACCGUUCCCGUACCCAACACGCCUGAAGCGACCUGGAGUCCGGCCCUCUUCUCCGGCAAUGACAGAUAAUGGCUACAUUGAUUAUAGUAGAAUGGUUGAGAUCGAUAGGUCUUUGCAUGCUAGUGGCCCCUAUUCUCUCGUACUGGGCUUCAAUCUGACACCUUACAGCGCACUAGUUAUGGGUACCAUACGCACAGAGGCCAUCCCGAUCGAUGUCUUCAUUGCCGUCGCGUUCUUCAUCGGCGCCUUAUUGCGGCCCAGGCGUCAACCCAUCAAGAACACCAAGCGGGGCAUUGUAUCAACCAUCCAGAUCCCCUCAUCAUCAGCACCUCAGAUGUACCAGGCAAGGUCGCCAGAAGAGUCCGUACAGCCUCUGCGUUCGCCAGGUUCAUUCUACUACGAUUACAGCGAAGAAUUCAACGCGAAAUAUUCAGACGAUUAUGGGUAUGCGUCGCCCAUUCAUUCACCACCAGGAGAGACCAUUGACACAUUAAGAGCGGGUGAUAUAACAACACCACGAGAUGUGCCCCCCGCAACCGAUUACAAGGAUAUGGCAACUGGAAAUGAGUUACGUGGGACAAGUGACUAUGUAAGUGACUACAGAACUACUCCCUCACGAGAGAGAAAGGAGCCCAACCUAGAUUCGGGAUCGAACCACGAAAGUGUGUCAGACCCCAGUCCUCAGCGGCAGAUGAUCGACGGAAUUAAAGGCUGCCUUGAUAUGAAGCAAGCUUCGAUUCCAAGCAAGAGGAGAUGUUCAUCUUCAACACCACCGGCUUAUGCCCAGACAGAAACACUUUUUUCCGUGUCCUCUUGUAACCCAAAGACACCAGGUGUUCGUGCCGUUGCGUGUGGCACUCGUGCAGACCCUAGAGCUGGACAGUCGAAGGAAAACCAGCUUGUGACCUCAACUCGAGUGGAACGUGGCUCCUCUGUUCCGUCCACCGACACAAGCAAAGAUGAAUGGAUUUGGGGAGAAAAUGAUGAUGAUCAAGAUACUCAGGGAUCCGCCGAUGCCUCUCCUGAGAUGUCAGCUCCUUUCCCAAAGACAUUUCCUGCUAAAGUGGAAAACGGCACUAUAGAGCCGCCUAUUCCAAAGGCAACAAAGGGACGCCAUCGCCGAAACCCUGCCAACGCCAACAUCAAAAUGGACAAUCGGAAUGCAUUGGCGAUUUCCAGGCACAUUCAAGGCAAAGAAAACAUUGGUCCUGCAAUUCUUGCACCCAACCCGAUCUCGCCUGCGCAUCAACUCAGGAUGACGAACAGUAUCCCUCAGCUAAUGAAGGCAUUGCCACCUUUACCUGAUGAAGCGCAACACAAUACUGAAAUUCCAUAUGGGACUUCAUCCAUAGGCGACAGAGCUCCUACACAUCUUAUGUUUGCUAGCAGUCCUGCCUAUACAGCGUCACUCAGUAAGUCAGGACCUACGAGGAGUGCUACCGUACCGCGUGCGAACCCUACACCUUGUGGUGGGGAAUCGGCAAAACCAUCUCGCGAUCAGAUCCCAUCAAAUCCGUCACGGUUCAAAGUUCGUCUAAGAUCCUCUCGCUCAGCAGGAUUGCAUAGCAAAUGGAGUAUGGAGUCUUUGGGUGUUCCUGAGAGGGGUUCCAGUAAUCCUAUCAAACCCAGGCUUAAACUCAAAGUAUCACGAAACAGGUUGAGUAGCGGCUUUCUGGGCCCUGAAGGCACCGUCGUUCGCAACACCGGUCUUCAGCAGCAUAGCUCACUCCUGGAGUUGAAGAAUUUUCCUCAAAGGGGUGCUCUUAAAACACGAUCCAGCUUUAGAGAGGCACUUGAGGAACAAUUGGCUCAGCUUGGUACUGAUAAAAGACUUUCCAACAUUGAUGAAGGAACUGUUCGGGGACCUGCGCGGCAGCUGUCUGACCAGUUCGAUAUUCCUUACCCCCCUUCGACGAAAGGAAUAGUAAUGGCCGAGCUAGUAACGCAACCGAAGUUUGAAAGUGGAACAGAGUUAUUUGGACGACGACGACCUUCUGACAGGGGAGCGCAUCUGAAACCUCUGAGCAAAAAGUCGUCAUUCUUCCAGCCAAGGAAACCACGAAUGAUCAACCGAAGAAAGUUCAAGAGCACAUCAAACACGUAUGGGAGCGACGCAACACCAUAUAGAUCCAGCAAUACUCGCGAUAGCUCUUCAGACGAUUCUGUCUUAGCACCUAGCCACAUCGACAUGAUGCUGUCACGAAGAUUACGCAACAAAACACGGCGAGUGAAGCGUUGGGCAACAGAAGCGAGAAGAGCAGUGCGGACAUUGAUGAGAAGAACUCUCAUUUGA